Molecule: messenger RNA, 1207 nt
Organism: Lotus japonicus
Lineage: Eukaryota; Viridiplantae; Streptophyta; Magnoliopsida; Fabales; Fabaceae
Product: protein DETOXIFICATION 30-like
Exons: 3
Coding region: 68-1090 (340 amino acids)
Biological process (GO): xenobiotic detoxification by transmembrane export across the plasma membrane
Cellular component (GO): vacuolar membrane
Molecular function (GO): antiporter activity; xenobiotic transmembrane transporter activity
Source: RefSeq, a predicted model, not a curated record
GAAAAUUAUGCAGUUGAGAAUUUAAUUUGCAAUUUUUGUAUUGGCUCUUUAGUCUUUAGGAUUGACCAUGGAUGAAAAUAUCAGCCAAAAUCAUCCACUCCUCACACCGCUAAACCACCACGACACUGCUGUGUUCACAACAAAAUCUGAUGACAUCCCUCCGAUCACCGGCGCCGGAGACUUCGCCAGAGAAUUCCUCGCCGAGUCCAAGAAGCUCUGGUACCUCGCCGGCCCCGCCAUCUUCACCUCCAUCUGCCAAUACUCCCUGGGUGCCGACACUCAGGUCUUCGCCGGCCACGUCGGAACACUGGAGCUCGCCGCUGUCUCCAUCGAAAACUCUGUCAUCGCCGGCUUCUGCUUAGGCAUCACGUUUGGGAUGGGAAGCGCGUUGGAAACGCUUUGCGGGCAAGCUUUCGGCGCAGGACAACUUCAUAUGCUGGGAAUAUACAUGCAGAGAUCGUGGGUAAUUCUUAACACGACGGCAGUGCUGUUGAGUCUUCUGUACAUCUUCGCAGAGCCUCUUUUGAAGCUGAUAGGCCAAACGGCGGCGAUAUCAGAGACGGCGGGGAUGCUGUCACUGUGGAUGAUUCCGCAGCUUUUCGCGUAUGCAAUGAACUACCCGAUUCAAAAGUUUUUGCAAGCGCAGAGCAGGAUCAUGGCCAUGGCGUGGAUAGCCGCGGCGGCGCUGGUGCUUCACACGCUCUUCAGCUGGCUACUCAUGCUGCACCUGGGGUGGGGCCUUGCCGGUGCCGCUGUGGUGCUCAACUCAUCUUGGUGGUUCAUAGUAGUGGCUCAGCUUGUUUACAUCUUGAGUGGGUCGUGUGGUCAAGCUUGGAGUGGCUUCUCAUUCAAAGCCUUUCAGAAUCUUUGGGGAUUUGUUCGUCUCUCACUUGCGUCUGCUGUUAUGCUCUGGUAUGUUGACUUUCUUUUGUUUAAUUUGUUUGAGAUGAUGCAAAGAAAUGUAUCACCCGCUUUAAUUAUUAUCACGUGUCUUUAUUUAAUGGCAAAUCUUAGUUAUUUAAGAUCACGAUCUCCUCCUUCAAUUCCUAAUUCAACAGUUAACAACCAGCAGCCCCACAAUUGUAUGUAAACACACUACAACAUAAAAGGUUUUUCGCAGCGACAAUUUUCGCUGCGAAAAUCCGUAAGUUGUUGGGAAAAGUACUUUUCGCAGCGAUAAAAAUGUCGUUGCAUGUCGUCACGAAUA